AUGGCGGAUCUAAAAGCUGAACUUACAUGUCCUAUUUGCUUAGAUAUAUUCAAGGAUCCUGUGACCCUGAGGUGUGGACACAACUUCUGCAGGGGUUGUAUUGGUCGUGCACUGGACACUCAACUGUCAAUGUCUUAUAUGUGUCCUCAGUGCAGGAAGAGAUUCAGAUCAAGACCGGUCCUGAACAGGAACACAAACCUGAACAACAUCGCCGAGCGAUUCUGUUCUCCUCACCCAGGAAAUGGUGACUCCACAGUCCUGUGCAAUUUCUGUGACUUUACAUUUCCUGCCAUUAAGACUUGUUUGCAAUGCGAAACCUCCAUGUGUGAGAGACAUCUCCGAAACCAUAACAGGUCGGUGCAACAUACGUUAAUUGACCCGACGACCCUGGAGAACAGAAAAUGUCCCAUACAUAUGAAGAUCCUGGAGUACUACUGCACAGUGGACGAUUCCUGUAUCUGUUUGUCUUGCUCCUUGGCCGAGGAACACCGGGAACACCAGGUUCAACCAGUGAAUGAGGCCUCUGAGAAUAAGAAGGAGAGACUGAGAAAGUUUCUGGAGACAAUGAACUCUAAGAUGGAGGAGACUGAGAAAAAAGUCCAAAACUUGCAGGAGGACAUGAGAAAAAUCCAAGAAAAAGCUGAUGUUGUCACUCGGAGAGUCCAUGAUCGGUUUCGAGCAAUCAGGAGACAACUCGAAAUUCUCGAGGAAACUCUCAUCAGUGACAUAUUAUCAAGGAAAGAAGAGUCUUUACGUUCUUACACUGAUCACAUCCAGGAGCUAGAGAAAUACAAGGAGGAGCUGCUAAAGAGCAGAUGUCACAUGGAGGAGCUGUGUAACAUGACAGAUGCAUUCAGUGUCCUACAAGCAAAGCAGUCUGGUGGUGGUGGCACCAUGGAUGGGGAAAAAAUACAUAAAGAGGUACACAAUGCUGGUGGUCUGAACGUGCACCUGAUCUCAAAGACAUUAAAAAUGGGACUAUCUGACAUAAUGUUAGGCCUGAACAUAUGGUUCUAUAUACAGAAACCUGCAGAAUUAGUACUGGAUGUGAGCAGCACGUCUCCUAACCUCCAGGUAUCAGAUGACCUGAAGACCGUGACCCAUUCACAAACAAACCAGAAUCUCCCAGAAACAGAGGAAAGAUUUGAGGGCAACCAGGUCUUAAGCACCAUGAGCUUUUCUUCAGGAAGACAUUACUGGGAGGUGCAGACCAGUGACUCUGGUAACUGGGGAGUAGGGGUGUGUUGUUCCAGUAUGGACUGGAGAACGGACCUGUCAAGCCUGGGUUGUAAUAAUAAGUUGUGGUGCCUGUGGAGGCAUGGUGGUGGGCUUGUGGUAGAGCAUGAUGGUCAUUCUAUCUCAUUACCCUGCAGGACUCUUUGUAAUAGUGUUAGAGUCUACCUGGACUACAAUGGCGGCCGCUUGUCCUUUUAUCAACUGAGUGACCCAGUGAGACACCUGUACACGGCCUCGGCCUCCUUUACUGAGCCCCUUCACGCGGUUUUCAUGGUUAAAAACAAUUGGUUGAGAAUCGGGAGUCGGGAGCUAAAGACUUGUUAACAUCUACACUAAUCGUUUCCAUUGUUCUGCUCAAAAAUUAUGUCAUAUGAUGGACACCAGUGGCGCCCAGUGAGUAAAGUGGUCCAUCGGGUUUCAGUCGUGGUGUCUGCUGCAUUCUGCUCUAUUAUGUCUGAAAUCUGUGUCGGAGGCGCCUGACGGAGGUGUGAACUUGUCUCUGAUGUGUACCUCGUGGUUAGGCUCUGUCUGGUGGUAAUAAUUGGGUAUUAUAUAGUGCUGGGCCUUGUGUGGCACUCUCACUUUUGCAGUGUAGCGCUCUUAGGGCUCAUUCAGAUGGCCGUAUGUUGCUUUCAUUGUGGAUAAGAUGCAGACCCAUUCACUUCUAUGGGGCCCCAGAAGCUGCGAACAGCACUCUGUGCAUCUUUUCUUCCGUUCCACGGCCCCACAAAGCAAAUAAAACACGUCCUAUACUUGUCAGUGAAAAUCAGGGCGUGUCCCCAUUGAAGUCUAUGGGUCCGAA
This is a messenger RNA of Bufo gargarizans (Asiatic toad), 2038 nucleotides long. RefSeq names its product E3 ubiquitin-protein ligase TRIM39-like. Gene Ontology annotation, molecular function: protein binding; zinc ion binding. The record is from RefSeq and is a predicted model, not a curated record. The transcript has a single exon. NCBI's taxonomy places the organism in Eukaryota, Metazoa, Chordata, Amphibia, Anura, Bufonidae. Bases 1 to 1560 code for a protein of 519 amino acids.